AUGUCGAACCCCGCUCGGCCAGAGGCUGUCCUUAGCGGCGCCUCACCAGCACCAAGCGCGGAGGACUCCGCCAUGCCACCGAAGGAGGUGCUCGCGUCACGACCUCGCAGAAAGUUGCCCGGAUGGCUGGAUCACUUCAAUGCGCGCGACUUGAAAAUUCUAUUUCGCUGCACGGUGGCAGCAUGGGUCGCUUCAUUGUUGAUCUUCAUCAACCCCGCCUUACAAACGAUUGGAACAGCCACUUUCUUCGCGACACUGGUGCUGUUUAUGGUGCCUCCCAAUGGCAUUGUUUUCAUCUUCAUCCUAGGAACACUCACCCUCAUCAUUGGCAUGGGCCUCGGCUGGGGGUGGGGUGUCAUCGCGAUGAAGGCGGCUCUGGCGGCGCGACCGGCUGCUGAUACUCAGGCGAAAUUACAAGCCCUGGGCCAACAUGCUUAUAGCGUGGCUAACUCGACUGGACAACCCGUUGCAGCUGUCCAGCAACAGCUUAUCUACGAAGGCUGGAUGCUGGACACUCGUGUGUCAGCUGUCUACUUUUGCUUCAUCUGUUUCCUCGUCUAUGUCUUGGCGCGCAUCAGAGCCAAGAACCCCAAAUUCACUUUGAUCCAAAUCUUUGGAACUAUCAUUAUGGAUCUUUUCAUCACCAUUGGGCCACUACUCCCAUCAUUCAAUGGAACCAUGCCCAAGGUCCUCAUCGAGCCAGCAGCAAUUGGAAUUGGGAUCGGACUGGCUUGCAAUAUCUUGUUUUUCCCAACAUCGACUUCCCACACCGUCCUCGAGGGCAUGGAAGGAGUUGUACGGCUCCUCAAAGGCCCCUUGGAUGCGACCGUGACAAGUUUGAUUGAUGAAGAGAACCUGGAAGUGGCAGACUUGCAGAAGCUCAAGAUGAAAGCCCUUGGAGCGUACAAGAAAGUUGAGCCGGCGCUUGGUUUCUUGCAGCUAGAUUUCUCGGUGAGCCGGUGGAAUGCGGACGAUGUGAAGAGCUUGAAGGAACCCAUCCGUCGAGCCGCGCUGAGUUCUCUAUCGCUGCUAGAAUUUCACAUAUCCCGUGUCGGAGGAGAAGCGAAACUGGAGAAACUCCGUACAAUCACCGCAAAACACAAUCAGUAUUCUGAGAUUGAGGACGCGGAGAAAAAGAAAGGAAAGGGACAACCACGCGAAGUGGGCAUACGCCAACUACUCGAGAGCCUCAGUCUUGUGAAAGCAUUCACUACCCCUGAGCAUGAGGUCCUUCGACAGGAGAUGCUUGAAGCCAUUCGGGAGCCUUGUACAAAGAUUCUACCAGCCUGUCAGGAAGCGAGUGCGCUAGUUGCCGACUGUAUCCAUGCGGUGAACUCUUCACGGUGGUUCGGCAAACCAUCUAAGGCUCGAUUGGAUGACCUUCUCCAGCGCAGUGAAUCUUCUCUAGAAACCCUCAAAAAUCUGCGGGUCUCAUAUGCUUCAGAAACUACAGAACGACUCAUCCAGACAAAUGCGGAGAUUUUCGAUGAAAGUGGGAAGUUGAAGAACGUCGAUGAUCACACAAUGCAUAAAGUGAGGGGAAUCGCCGUCGGCAUGGUCUUUGAAGAACAAAUUCUUGCCGUUACAGACGCCUGGGAAAAGAUCUUGGAACAGGUUGUUGCACUGAUGAAGGAACGCCAACGAGUCCGUCUCUGGCUUCCACGGGGACUGCGGUAUGCGUUUGACUGGGUGUUCCACCGAGAGGCUGUUGCCCCUGUCCUUGCUGCGCAGUCCCCAUUUGUUGACCCCGAUGUGGUCGAAGAGCAAUCGAAAGCCGCCCAGCAGAGCCUCAACAUGAGCCGGGGAUACAAAUUCAAACGACGCAGCGGCCUGGGACGCAUGAUACUCGGCGCAUAUCACUGGCUUAUCAACGCUGAUGGGUUGUACGCGAUGCGCAUGGUAGUUGUCACGAUUGCACUGGCCAUACCAGCAGUGAUCCCAUCCAGUGCAGGCUUUUACUACCGCGAGAAAGGUCUAUGGGCCUUGAUCAUGGGCCAGACGACAGUUGUCGUGUAUAUGUCGGAUUUCACUCUAUCAAUCGCCUCUCGCUUUUUGGGAACCGUAGUCGGUGGCGUCGCCGGUCUGGUGGCUUGGUAUAUCGGUUCAGGUCGUGGCCCUGGAAACCCGUACGGACUUGCUGCAAUUAUGGCCGUGGUCCUCAUGCUUCUCAUGUGGGGACGUCUUUUCGCGCCUCCGGCUGUGUUGCAAGCCACGAUCAUGGGUGGUGCAACCUGUAUCCUGGUGAUUGGAUACAGCUAUGAUGAUACGCACAUUCCAUCAUAUGGUAACCCAGGCUGGGGGUACAAUGUCUUCUGGCGAAGACUCUUGCUUGUACUGAUCGGUUCCGCUGCGGCCUUGAUCGUGCAGUUGUUCCCCCGGCCUCCUUCUGCGGCAAGGCAUGUCUGCAAGACAAUGUCGAAUUCCAUCCGAGCGCUCUCUGAUCAUUAUGCACUCCUCCUAUCAUGCUGGGGCCAGCCAGAUCGUGAUGAAGGUCUCAUGGCCGAACAGCUUGCACUUGACCUCGCCGAGUCUCUCUCAGCCCUCGAUGGUCCUGUGGCGCUGCUUCGUCUAGAAUUUUCUGGCUCUCCAUUCGACAGCGAUACUCUCGCUCAAGUAAAGUCAAUUUGCCAUGAAUUGAAUCAGCACCUUGCGAGGCUCCUGUUCCUAUCGGCCUCUCUGCCAGAGAACUUCCAGGGCGUCCUUGCGCGCCGUGCUGGUCUUCUAGACCACCGCAAUAUCGGCGAUGUCAUGGCAGUCCUGGGUAUAGUGGAACAGGCUCUCAAGACUGGUGAUCCUCUUCCCGAGGUGCUUCCCACGCCACUACUCAAGCGCUGCUACGAGUUUUGGCGAGUUCACCAAGUUGAAAUGGAGCUUAGCACGGACCUGAUCAGGGACGAGAACUAUCGCCGCUUCUGUGUUGCCGUGACGGCCUACCUCAAGUUCUUGGGUGCAGUCGAUGACUUGGUGCUCGUCAUGAAGGGCACAUUGGGAGAGUCCCAUAUCGUGAGACGGGAAUUGUUGCCCGAUUUGACUGUAUAA
Penicillium subrubescens is the source of this 3039-nucleotide messenger RNA. RefSeq lists its product as uncharacterized. The coding region runs from base 1 to 3039 and encodes 1012 amino acids. The transcript has 4 exons. The record is from RefSeq and is a predicted model, not a curated record. NCBI's taxonomy places the organism in Eukaryota, Fungi, Ascomycota, Eurotiomycetes, Eurotiales, Aspergillaceae.